UGCUCACAAGUCACAGCACCCACACACUGCGCUUCAGAACUUGCUUGUGAGCGACCGACUGACAGUACGUGCACAACCGUGCACGGCUAGCAAAUAAUUAAUCAACAACCAUGGCGUCGUCUCUGGCCAAGUCAUCGUCCUCCGUUCUCCUCCUCGCCGCCUUCGUCGCCCUCUUCGCCGCCUCUGCGUCAGUCGACGCGGCCACCUUCAACGUGAUCAACCGCUGCAAGGACACGCUGUGGCCGGCGGCGCUCCCGGGCGGCGGCGCGCGUCUGGACCCGGGGAAGACGUGGACCGUGCAGGUCCCCGCGGGCACGGCGCACGCGCGGAUGUGGGCGCGCACGGGGUGCCGCUUCGACGGCAGCGGGCGCGGGACGUGCCAGACGGGGGACUGCGGCGGCGCGCUGGCGUGCACCGUGUCCGGGAGGACCCCGGCGACGCUGGCCGAGUACACGCUCAACAACAACGGGCCGGACUACAUCGACAUCUCCCUCGUCGACGGCUUCAACGUGCCCAUGUCCUUCCGGUGCGGCGGCAAGGGGCCGAGCUGCAAGGCCGACGUCAACGCCAAGUGCCCCGCCAAGCUCAAGGUGCCCGGCGGCUGCGCCAGCGCGUGCGAGAAGCUCGGCGGCGACACCUACUGCUGCCGGGGCCAAUACACGGACAAGUGCCCGCCGACGGAUUACUCCAGGUUCUUCAAGGGGCUGUGCCUGGACGCCUACAGCUACGCCAAGGACGACCAGACCAGCACCUUCACCUGCCCAAAGGGCUCCAACUACGAGAUCGUGCUCUGCCCAUGAGUAGUAGUGCCGUACGUGGUGGAGUACAACUAUACACACGCGUAUAAGCACGUGGAGUAGUUAGUAAAUAAAGUGCUUAUUGCGUGUAUGUUACCCCAGGAAUAAGGCCUUACUUACUGGUGGCCAUCAUUUGCAACAUCUGUUUGUCUAUGAAUAAAGGGGGGGGAAAUGCAAAACAGCACAAGAUGUUACUUUUAUU
Messenger RNA from Sorghum bicolor (sorghum), 999 nucleotides. RefSeq names its product pathogenesis-related protein. Gene Ontology annotation, biological process: defense response. The record is from RefSeq and is a predicted model, not a curated record. Bases 111 to 800 code for a protein of 229 amino acids. NCBI's taxonomy places the organism in Eukaryota, Viridiplantae, Streptophyta, Magnoliopsida, Poales, Poaceae. Gene Ontology annotation, cellular component: extracellular region. The transcript has a single exon.